Messenger RNA from Ylistrum balloti, 885 nucleotides. RefSeq names its product sulfotransferase 4A1-like. Lineage: Eukaryota; Metazoa; Mollusca; Bivalvia; Pectinida; Pectinidae. The record is from RefSeq and is a predicted model, not a curated record. Gene Ontology annotation, biological process: sulfation. The transcript has 5 exons. The coding region runs from base 1 to 885 and encodes 294 amino acids. Gene Ontology annotation, cellular component: cytoplasm. Gene Ontology annotation, molecular function: sulfotransferase activity.
AUGGAACUUGUUAGCAUUGUUGAUGAACAGAACAACAAGUACAGGUUUAAACGGUACAAGGGUUAUCCUUUCAACGUAGAAGCAAUUGGAAAUGUAAGAGACCAACUUGAGAAAAUAGCACACUUUGACGUCAAGCCGGACGAUGUUAUUGUUAGUGUGUUCCCCAAGUCUGGUACCCACUGGCUCUACAACACAGUAAUGAUGUUACGAUCUGGAUCUCUUAAGUACUCUGGAACACCUACAUUUCUAGAGUUCCAAGAGUUCAAACUUAUAGAGGAAAAGGAAUCACCUAGAACAUUCGGCUCCCACAUGCGGUUCCGGUUUCUUCCAGAGCAGAUGAAGCUCGGUAGAGGAAAAGUGGUCACCGUUACCAGAAAUCCUAAAGACACUGUAGUAUCGAUGUACAAAAUGCUUCAAGCAAUGGGCGAUAUUGGGUACCAGGGAUCAUUUGAAGGUUUUUUGAAAAUUUUCGUCACCGAAGAAUGUUUUAUGGGGAAUGGCUCGUGGUUUUCCUGGAUAAAGGACAUGGAGGAAUGGAAAUCUCCGAAUUGCUUGAGUCUUUCGUACAAAGAUUUCAAACAGAAUACAUUUGAAAACGUCGUGAAAUUGGCAAAGUUUCUAGAAGUUGAUCAUGAUGAGGAUUUCUUACGAUCAGUCUCAGACAGUAUACAAUUUAACAAGUUGAAAGAGAGUCACAACCUUACGACCCCGCCCAGUGACCGAUGGAAAGACAUUUCUGAGGAUGGACGACUGCCUAUAUAUAGGAAAGGCGAAGUUGGAGAAUGGAAAAAAGUAAUCACGGUUGCUCAAAGCGAACAGUUUGAUAAAUUAUUUAAGGAAAAGGUAGAAGAGUUCGGCCUCAAAAUAAAAACGAGCUUCGAGUAA